Molecule: messenger RNA, 2916 nt
Organism: Antechinus flavipes (yellow-footed antechinus)
Lineage: Eukaryota; Metazoa; Chordata; Mammalia; Dasyuromorphia; Dasyuridae
Product: protein DDI1 homolog 2-like
Exons: 2
Coding region: 95-1264 (389 amino acids)
Biological process (GO): proteolysis
Molecular function (GO): aspartic-type endopeptidase activity; protein binding
Source: RefSeq, a predicted model, not a curated record
UGACUGAGGAAAGUGGUCCCGUGCUGGGGCCGCGAGGCCCCGCGGCCCUGCAGGACCCAACCUCCCUCUGAGGCCAGGCCAGGGAGGCCCGGCUAUGCAGCUCACUGUGUACUGCGUGCGGAGGGACUCCACGGAGGUGACCUUCUCCCUUCAGGUCGACCGGGAAUUUGAACUCUACAACUUCCGGGUGCUCUGUGAGGUAGAGUCUGGCAUCCCUGCCGGGGAGGCACAGAUUGUCUUUGCAGAGAGCCCUCUGGAAGAUAACCAUAGAUCCUUGGCGUCCUAUGGCCUGAAAGAUGGUGAUGUAGUGAUUUUAAGGCAGCUGCAGAAUGUAGAGCCAGGCUCUCCAGAUGAAUUCACAGGGAUAGACUUCAGCAGUAUAGCCGUGCCUGGCACAUCGUCCUCCCAGCACCUGCAAGCCACACCGUCAUCAGAGAGCUUUGCAGAAAUGGUUUCAACUCCCCAGGUCACAGACAAUCCUGCCGUGCUCCGAGAUACGUUCCUUUCCAAUCCCCAUGAAUUGGCCCUGCUCAGGGAGCGCAACCCAUCUCUGGCAGAAGCCCUGCUCAGUGGGGACCUUGAGGAAUUUACUAGGGUUUUGAUAGAACAACAAGAAGACCAAGCAAUGAGAGAUGAAGAGACGUUUCGCCUCUUUGCAGCUGACCCCUUUGAUCUUGAAGCACAGGCCAAGAUAGAAGAAGCCAUCAGGCAACAAAACAUUGAGGAAAACAUGUCCAUAGCAAUGGAAGAGGCCCCUGAGAGCUUUGGCCAAGUAGUAAUGCUAUAUAUUAACUGUAAAGUGAAUGGACAUCCUGUGAAAGCCUUUGUUGACACAGGUGCUCAGAUGACUAUCAUGAGCCAGGCUUGUGCAGUGCGGUGUAAUAUAUUGAGACUUGUGGACCAGCGGUGGGCAGGGAUUGCUAAAGGUGUGGGAACUCAGAAGAUAAUUGGUAGGGUGCAUUUAGCUCAGGUUCAGAUUGAAGGAGAUUUUCUGGCAUGUUCUUUUUCUAUAAUAGAGGAGCAACCUAUGGAUAUGCUUUUGGGCCUGGAUAUGCUUAAGCGACAUCAAUGUAAUAUUGACCUCAAGAAAAAUGUACUUGUAAUUGGUACAACAGGCACACAUACAACCUUUCUUCCAGAGAGGGAACUCCCAGAAUGUGCAAGCUUCAGCCUGCUCAUACAAAUCAGCCUACAAGAGCCUGUUGAAGGGAAUACUGUGAAGACUUUUAGAGCUUCAGCUGACUUCCAGAUUACUUGUGAAUAGAAGGGAUAUUCCCUUCCCUUACUGGACUUUUAUGUUCUCACUUCUGCCAGAGAGCCUUGUCAGACAAGACAGCAAUCUGUCCAAGUUUUGUGCUAUCAUUUUGGGUAAUUCAUUGGGGAAAUGUACAGCUAUUUUGUAUAAUUCACUGGGGAAAAAGAAAGUUGAAGAUAACUUAAAAUCUCUCCUGUUAAGAUAAACACCCAUUACAUUGAAGUUUAUCUUAUUAAAGAACAGAAAGCUAAUUUGCUGCAACUUUCCAGAUUUACAAUUCAUAAAUAUUUCUAGGUGAAAAGAGGGUGUGGUUAGCAUAUCAGGAUCUGAGUUAAGCAAAUGGCUUUCAUGAACAUGAAUGAAGUGCAACCCAAGAUUAAAUGAUAGAAUGAACCAGUUGACCUAUAGUAAACUAGUAAUGCUGAACUUGGAACUUUCUGCUAGAAUAUGGCAGAGCUGUUCUGCCCAACAAAAUAAAAUACAGUAAAACAAACAAACAAAUGCAACACAUUACAAAUAAAGGAAAUGAAUUGCAGAAGGGAGCCCUUCCAUUUCUAGGAGAAAAAAAAAAUCCACUCCCAGGGACUACUGAGAACUCACCUGCAGAAACACCUAUGACAAUAGAUAUAGGCAAACAUUAUGUAGUUAUCAUGCAUAAUGAAGCAAUUAGAAUGCCAAUGUUAAAAAUACUGGUGUGGAUGACUUCAGUGUAGAUAAUCCUUUGAUAGAGGUAGAGGUAAUACAAAAUAAUUUUCAAUCUUAAUUUUGGAUAAUCCUCUUUUUACUGAUGAUUUAUCACUCUCCAGAAAGUAAUAUUGAAAUGUAAAGAAUAGGUAAACUGCCACAUUUAUUGCUCCUCAUUAAAUAUUUAAUGAUUGACACUUUAUGUAUUCAACAGCUCUCUGUACAUCCGUUAUCUGCAGAGAUAUCUUGUUUAUUUGUUACUACUCUGAAGGAACUUUAUGAAUUUCUGUUCAUUUGUACAUAUUAAAGAAGUCAUAUCUGAAGAAACCAUCUGUCAUUAGGAAAUUAUAAUAGUUUAAGACUACAUUCAGAAAGGAGCUUUCUGAAAAAAGAAAUCUAAAGGCAACAAAAUAGGACAUUUGAGUUGGUCAGAAUUCAAAAAAUCUUUGUGAUAUCUAUACCAAUGACAGUUUAACAACUCUAUCACUGAUUCCUGGAGUGGAAACUGUUAACACUAAAGGUUUAUUAUAGAGCCUGAUGACUGCUUUAGAAGUCCAAAAGUUAACAGUAUCCAGUAAUUUACAGCUAAUCUGUAUUGCUAAACUUGGCUAAAAUAUUAAAUUAGCUACUAAACUGCAACUGAGUUGCAGUCUUUUCAUACCAACUUAAAUCCAUUGAUAGUCCUCAAUCAAGAUAGUCAAAAACUAUUUACAGGGCUGCCUAAAAGCAGGAAAUCCUGUAUCCUGAAGCUAUGAUUCUCCUUCAUAGAUUAGAGAACCUCUGUUCUUUCAUUGAUUUUCAUGCUACAACAAUACUUCUUGGACUUUUCAUUGAGUUUGUGCAAAUAUAAACCUUGUUGUGUUUUUUUUUUUCCUCAUUUUGUAAACAAAGAACAUCAUAGGUCCUAAAUAACAGUGGAAAAGAUGAACUUGAAUUGUCCUCAUUCCUUUGACAAAUAUAUCUGAAGUAUGUGUAUA